This is a messenger RNA of Crotalus tigris (Tiger rattlesnake), 1945 nucleotides long. RefSeq names its product lebercilin LCA5 like (gene LCA5L). Gene Ontology annotation, cellular component: axoneme. Gene Ontology annotation, biological process: intraciliary transport. The record is from RefSeq and is a predicted model, not a curated record. The transcript is spliced from 8 exons. Bases 223 to 1299 code for a protein of 358 amino acids. NCBI's taxonomy places the organism in Eukaryota, Metazoa, Chordata, Lepidosauria, Squamata, Viperidae.
GCCAAUGAAGCCCAAGAACCUGUGUAAUGACCACGGGUAGAAGCCUGUGCCUGGGCAUCCUGUGCCUGGGCAUCGUAGGGAGGAAGUUUAAACCUGGGUGAUUAGCAGAUUCCUCUGAAACCUCCACAAGCAAAGAGGGUGGCAGCUUCAUUAUUUCAUUGUUCCAGCAGCCAGAAACUACAGAACAGAACUUACCAGAGAAGAAAAAGGGAAACCAUCUCCAUGCAAAAGAUUAUUUUCCAUAUUUUCCUUUCACAAGGUGGACCCAUUCCCAUUUCAAAAAAUGAUCUAGAAAAGCAGAUGUCGUUGAAUACUACUUCCUUUAAUCAUCAGUUAGCCGUUGCGAAGAAAAUGACAACUGAAGCUCAGUCAAGCACUGCAAAUUUACAACUAGAAAUCGAGUCGCUGAAGAUGAAACUUAAGGAAAGAGAACGAGAACUAAGCAUAACAAAUAUUUAUGCACACCGGAUGGGUAAAAGUCAGUCAGAGAAAGCAAAUUCCUGUUUUUCUCCAAAAGUUGUUAAAGUCAGCAAAGCUAUCCAGGCAAAUAUCAGCCUAAAACCCAGGACUCUUGGGAAGGGUGAGCCUGUAGGAAGUCCGCUGACCUUCCACGAGGAAUUGAAAGCCAACAUUGAACAUGAAACAAGAGUUCAUCUCCCUGAAAAAUUACCUGUGCACAACAUUUCAAAUGAGACAUUCAUGGGAUUACAAUGUGAAGAAAUUGGCUCAAAGAUAGAAGAAAACAUCCAAUAUGAAAAUAGAAAAAGACAGAAGAGCAGGAGAGAAAGGGAAGGGUUGGACUUAUUCAAAGAAGAGUUUAAUAAAGUAAAGGCUGAACCAUCAUUUUUUCCUAUAAAUCAUGUUAUGUCCAAAGUAAACAAUUUGGAAGAUGUUGCAAUGGAAAAACAGGAAAACAAAGAAGAUACGGAGGCAAAAGAAGCUGUUUGUGACAAAGUAACAACAGCAAUAACAAGGCAUAGACCAUUUACGUUUAAAAAACACUACGUAUUUACAGAAGCCACUGAAAAUUUGCAUCAGGGAUAUCCCUCAACUGGUCCCUUAGUCAAACCAAGGAUGCCAUGCAGUGGAAGACCAAGAAACCAGCAACAGGGUGAAUUAACCCACUUUUUGGAAGAUCCUGUCACCAAUUAUGAGCCCUCAUUUGCUAAAUUUCCAAACAAAAGACCAAAGGACAAGACUUCAACUCCCGGUGAAGAAACCACACCGAAGAUACUGCCAGAAAAGAAAAGGCUUCUUUUGAAAAAACUGUUUGGUCCAAAUAGUAUAUUUAGCAAAUGACGGCUUGCAUUAUGUUCUUCCUAUCAAGCGGAUAGAUAUUAGAUAAUAGACAUCAGAGAGUAUUAGAACUAGGACAGAUUACAUAGUAGAUAGUGGAUAGUAUUAGAACUAGGAUAUAUUAGAUAACAGAUAUUAGAUAGUAUUACAAGUAAGCGAUAUUUGAUAGUAGAUAUUAGUAUUAGAACUAGGAUAUAUUACAUAGAGGAUAUUAGUAUUAGAAUUAGGAUAUAUUAGAUAAUAGAUAUUAGAUAGUAUUAGAACUAAGCAAUAUUAGGUAUUAGAUAUUAGUGUUAGAAUUAGAAUAUAUUAGAUAGUAGAUAUUAGAUAAUAUGAGAACUAGGAGAUAUUAGAUGUUUCUGUAGUUACAGGCUUCCAGUUUCGUCACAUAGCAGCCAUGGACAGUUGGGAGAUUUGCUCUCUCUCCCCCGUUCUGUUUCACAUUGCUGGGGGUCCCUGAAAAGGGCCGGAAAUCGCCCCGAAGAGGCGACUAGCAAGGAGGGGCUUUUGCUGGAUCGCAGGAGAGCAGCAACUCUCCUGUUAGAGCUGGCAGUCUCUUCAAACCGGCGAACAAAAGGACCCGCCAUAGAAAUAUGGCUCGUCCCUAGGCUGCUAACAGCCGAAGUCACAUUAACAUCUGGCAACUUCA